AUGGCGAGCGACAGCGAAGUUGAGCUACUGACCGUCAUAAACGUUCUGCUUUUCACGUCUGUGCUUUUGCGAAAUCGACAGCGUAGACGAGGGGAACGGAGGUUCUGGAUCCAUCCUUUGUGGCGCCACCGAAACGAGGAAGGCCAGGCGAAUUGCCUCCUGCCACGUUUGCGCUGCACGGAUGAAGCUUUCUACCGCGACUUUCUUCGAAUGACCCCCGCGGCGUUCGACACCUUGUUGGGAUAUGUUCGGGGAUCAAUCGAACGCAGGGACACACGCUGGAGGAAAGCCAUCCCGGCGAGUGAAAGGCUGGCAUUGACUCUCAGGUUCCUGGCCAAUGGGGACACGUUUCGGAGCGCCUCAUUUAACUUUCUUGUUGGCCGCUCAACAGCCAGCAGAAUAAUUAAUGAAACAUGCGAGGCCAUAUGGAACUGCCUCCAGGGGCAGUACCUAGCCUUUCCAUCGACAACUGAAGAAUGGAGACAGAUUGCAUCUGAAAUGGAAACAAGAUGGCAGUUUCCCAACUGCAUUGGGAGCAUCGAUGGCAAGCACAUUGUAAUUGAAUGUCCAGCCAAGUCUGGCUCGCAGAACUACAACUACAAGGGAACCUUCAGUGUAGUCCUCCUUGCCGUCUGUGAUGCUCAGUACCGCUUCACCUAUGUUGACAUGGGGCACCUUGGCGGUGAAAGUGAUGCUGGGAUCUUUGCCCGUUCAAAGCUUCUGCAAGUGCUUGAAGGCAGUGACUUCGGCAUCCCGGGGCCAAGGAAUGUGGGGACAGCAGGGCCAAUACCACAUUGCAUUGUUGGAGAUGAAGCCUUCCCUCUCAGGACGUUCUUGAUGCGGCCAUACUCAAGAAGAGCUGCAAGUGAACACCACCACAAAAUCUUCAACUAUCGCCUGUCACGAGCCAGACGCCUCAUCGAAAAUGCUUUUGGCAUUCUGGCCAACCGGUGGCGCAUACUCAGGAGGCCAUUUAAAGCAAAACGAGAGAAUGUGGAGAGAAUCGUGAAAGCAUGUGUGGUGCUUCACAAUUUUGUUAUGAAGACAUCUUCAAUGUUCUACAAUCCCAUAGGGUACACCGACUACGAAGAUUCCUGUGGGAACCUGCAGAGUGGAGCGUGGAGGGCAGACGGUGGUGAUCUUGGACUGCUGCGCGGGCUAAGUGGAAUUGGCUAUCAUCCCAAAAAGUCAGUAAACCCAUAG
Ornithodoros turicata is the source of this 1203-nucleotide messenger RNA. RefSeq lists its product as uncharacterized. Lineage: Eukaryota; Metazoa; Arthropoda; Arachnida; Ixodida; Argasidae. The record is from RefSeq and is a predicted model, not a curated record. The transcript is spliced from 7 exons. Bases 1 to 1203 code for a protein of 400 amino acids.